Alligator mississippiensis (American alligator) is the source of this 1017-nucleotide messenger RNA. RefSeq names its product SH3 domain binding glutamate rich protein like 3 (gene SH3BGRL3). The transcript is spliced from 3 exons. Lineage: Eukaryota; Metazoa; Chordata; Crocodylia; Alligatoridae. Gene Ontology annotation, cellular component: cytoplasm. The coding region runs from base 2 to 355 and encodes 117 amino acids. The record is from RefSeq and is a predicted model, not a curated record.
CAUGCGGGGCGGCGCCGGGAGGAAGCAGCCUCCGCCCGACCCAGCCCGCAGCAGUGCCCGGCCGCCCCGCACCAUGAGCUGCCUCAAGCUGUACAGCACCUCGGUGACCGGGUCGCGGGAGAUCAAGUCGCAGCAGAGCGAGGUGAUACGGAUCCUGGACGGGAAGAACAUCAAGUACGAGCUGGUGGACAUCUCCCAGGACAACGCGCUGCGGGAGGAGAUGCGGGCCAAGGCGGGCGACCCCAAGGCCAUCCCGCCCCAGAUCGUCAACGGGGACCAGUACUGCGGGGACUACGAGGGCUUCGUGGAAGCGGUGGAGCAGAACACCCUGCAGCAGUUCCUGAAGCUGGCCUGAGCCCCCCUCCUGCCCGCCCUCCCCUCGGGACCACCCCUCUCCUUCCCCGCGGCGCACCCGAGGGACCCGGCGAAGCGCCAAUGCUUCGAACGCACCCGGGCUCCGCGCAGCUUCUGGUGCCUCGCUGACAGCAGGGCUGCCCCGGGCCCCGGCCCCUCGCCUCGCCUCGCCUCGCGAAGGGGAGGGCCGAGGGUGGCCCCUUACCUCUUGCGUUCUAGUCCAGCAAAUGCAAAGCUGCUGCCUCGCUUCCUUUCAUUCCUCCCUGGUAGCCCGGCUGCCCUUGGGCAGCUUCGCCUCCAUGCAGAAGCACUGCACAAAGCUGGGGUCGGAGCUGCUCCUGGCCCGCGGGGUGGGAGCGGGGUCUCGGGGGAUGCCGCGAGCGGGUGGCGAGGCCGGACCCGGCGUUUCGAGAACCGCGCGGUUCCAUUAGCACAUUCCUGUACCCACGUGAUGUGAUGCUGCAGCUCCCCAGGGUCACCCCUGGCUCCGGGCUGCCCUGGUAAGUUGUUCCUCCAGCCUUUCUGGCCGUGCCAGGGCAGCUUGCUUUUUUUUUUUUUCCUCCGCAAUCUGGACCAAGUGCAUUUUGUUCUCCUGCCAAAAAAAAAGCAAGUUUAUAACUGGUGUUGUCUUCCGAGACGCUAUUAAAACGUGACUAAACCUUU